Molecule: messenger RNA, 2265 nt
Organism: Closterium sp. Yama58-4
Lineage: Eukaryota; Viridiplantae; Streptophyta; Zygnematophyceae; Desmidiales; Closteriaceae
Source: the annotation of a GenBank genome assembly
AUGGCGCUGCAGGGGACGGGUAACGAGUGCGGCUCGAGUGGAGGCCACGACGCUGCGGAGGACAGAAAGGGCGCGCAAACAAUCGCAGCGAGCGCGCGUUACACGACCGUGCGACAGCUCUUCACGUCGCCCGCCGACUACGACCCGUCGCGCGAGACGCACUACGUGCUGGUGGUGCACGGCACGUUCGACUCCCCGCCUGGCCCGGGGAGCCCGCCGCCGUGGUACUUCCUGGACGCGAAGCGCGCCGAUAACUUCUGCCACCUCAUCGCCAAGGACCUCGCGCGCACGCCGCUCGGCUUCGACGCCGUCUGGCGCACACUGCCCGACUCGCACGCGGGCAUGCGGCUGCGCGAGGACGUGCCGUACCCGUUCCACUGGUCGGGGCACAACACGCACGAGGCGCGCGUGCAAGCGGGCAAGGCGCUGGCGCAGCUGAUCCACGCGGUGGGGCGCGCGGACCCGUCUGCGCGCGUGCACGUGGUGGCGCACAGCCACGGCGGCAACGUGGCGCUCAAGGCCGUCUCCAAGUACCUCUCCAUGCUGCGCCGCGACUCGCGCGACUCUGGGCGCUCCUCCCACGACCAAAUCAGCUCCGCGUUCUGGGAGGCGCACACGGAGGGGUACCGGCGCAUCAGGGAGCACCAGGAGGUGAAAGUGAGCGCCGUGUGGAUGCUCGCCCUCGCGCCCUUCCUCGUGCUCAAGCGCCCGUGGCGGGGCGACGAGGCGCUGGGCGGGUUCCCCUACGCCUACUUCCAACGCGUUGACUCGCUGCUCGGCCUCCCCAAGUCAGUGCCGCCGCCCCAACUGCUCCACACCGCACCACACACCCCUCACUGCCCUCCGCUCAUUGAAGGGUGUAUGCUUACCUGCACUCACUCUCCAUCCCCCUACACUCUGCUCCUGCUUUCCACUUCUGACUCCCUCCGUCACUCCCUUGGUCUCUCCCACCCUGCCAAGUACCUGCGGAAGAAGUGGGCGGGGAGCAGCAGCACCAACUGUCUGGGGCGCAUGGUGUUCCUGGGAACGCCCUUCUACACCAAGCACUGGGACCCGCAGGCCGCGCUCACCAUGGCCGCCACCAUCCUGGGGCUCUCCGUGCUCGUGUUCGUGGUCAUCGUGGGCGCCGUGGUGUCGGUCAAAUAUGCCAUCUUCCAUGAAGUCAACACGGCUGAACUCACCGGCGGCGAGCUGACGUUCUGGGUGACGGUGGCGCUGGUGUCAGUGGCUGUGGUGGUAUACAACACGUUGAGCGGCAAGCGCUACAGCGACGGCAACGUCUACUUCACGGAGAAGAAGGCGUGGAGCCCUGCCAUGAGCGCACUCGUGCUCAACGCGGGGAAGCUUGAUGAGGCUGCUCUUGCGCUCUCCACGGAGCCUCUUGUUCGUGCAUACCUCAUGCCGCAAGUCAAGACCAUGCUGACGCCAGACCCAUGGCGCAUGCUGCGCCCAUUCCCCGCCAAGACAUGGCUGGUAUCUCUAGCCAACCUGUACAACAACUGCUGGGUGGCGCUGUGGACGCUCGUGCUAGCAGUGCCGUACAUCAUCCUGUGGCUGCUCAACUUCUUUCUCGUCCCCUACUUCUGCAACCAGCUGCUGCGCCUCUUCAUCACCCUCGGCUUCGGCCUGCAGAAGAACGAGUUGGACUGCGCACAGGUGUACGUGGAGGAGUGGCUGCGCCUGCCCGCAGCGACGCACAGCAUAGCGCAUUGGAACGUGCAGAAGAUUCUCACCGCUGCCACGCUCGACAAGCUCAAAGACCUCCGCAAACGAUCGGUGAUACCGGGCGAGGCAGCGGCAACGGAGGAGGCGCUCAUGGAGGCGCACACGCAGCUCGUGGACCCGCAUGUCAUCGCACAGCGCUGGCGCUUCCUCUGGGACGAUGCGGAGUUGGAGAGGAAGGCGGAGGAGUCAACGACGCUGGCGCUGCUCAAGAACCAAGUGGAUAAGAUGGCGCACAACCCUCGCAUCUCCAGAGUGGCGUUUGAGCGGGAGUUGAAGGUGGUGUGUGUGACCUUAGAGGAGCGGUACAAGGACAUGACGGGCAACGUGGAGCUGUCGCACGGCAGCUACUUCCGCAACCACGUGGUCAUCGCUGUCAUCGCUCACUUCCUCGCACACGGGGAGGUGCCCUCGUGGGCCCCGCAGCUGGGCGAGAUGACGCCGCCUGCCGAGAAGCCGGUGAAGAAGGGCCCCAUGUCGCGCCUCUUCAGCCGCCGCAUCACCCCCACCACUGAUGAGCUCAACGCUACCUCCUCGCAAUAA